AUGGCUCCUGCAACUUACACCCCCUCGCCAUCCCGGGAGCACUAUGAUGUUGUCAUCAUUGGAGGUGCCACCAGUGGCUCAUCCAUCGCCUGGCACCUUAGCCAAGACCCCGAUUUCAAGGGCUCUGUUUUGGUGGUCGAGCGGGACCCUUCUUUACAAUACUCCGCCUCAAAGGCGAGUAACAACUGCAUGAGACAGCAAUUCGCUACCGAAAUCAAUGUCAGAAUCGCGCAAUACGCCGCGGAAUUUGUGAACAAGUUUGGCACCGAAUUCGGUCCGGAUCCUUGCGUUCCCAAUCCACCUAUUAGAAACUUCGGCUAUCUCUAUCUGUCUGAUUCACCUGAAUUUACGGACAUUCUGCAAAAGGACCAGGAGCUACAGGCCAGCUGUGGUGCCGGCACGGCUAUCAUUUCUGUCGCAGAUGUCAAAAGCAAGUACGGGUGGUUCAAUAUCGAUGACCUCCACUCUGCAAGCUUGAACACCCAAGAUGAAGGGUGCUUCAAUGCUAUGGGCAUGAUCCAAUGGAUGCGCCACACUGCGUGCGAGAGUGGCGUCGAGUACGUCGAUAACGAGGUAGCCGACAUGCUUGUCGAACAAGGUCGCGUCAGCGCCAUCACGUUGCACAGCGGCGAGACAAUCUCCACCAACAAUGUGGUCAACGCUGCCGGUACCCGCGCCGCUCAAGUGGCUUGGAUGGCUGGCAUUCAGGUCCCUAUCGAAGCUCGCCGUCGUUACACCUACAUUUUCGAGGUCGACGAGCCACUUCCCGAGGAUCUGCCUUUGACCAUCGAUCCUAGCGGUGUGCAUUUCCGAUCAUAUGCCGCGAAGGACUAUCUUGUGGGCUGCCCACCUAUCGGCCCCGAUAACGCGGUUGAUGCCGACGACUUCAGCUUUGUGGAAGACGCCUGGAAAAAAAAAUUCUCCCGAUUAUCUCCCACCGUGUGCCUCAAUUCAAAUCGGCUCGUGUCACUAACAAAUGGAUGGGACACUACGAAUUCAACACAUUCGACUGCAAUGCUAUUGUUGGUCCCCAUAACACCAUUUCCAACUUCUUCUUCUGUGCUGGAUUCUCGGGACACGGUAGUCAGCAAGCACCCGCUUGUGGGCGCGCAAUUUCCGAACUGA
Molecule: messenger RNA, 1125 nt
Organism: Penicillium concentricum
Lineage: Eukaryota; Fungi; Ascomycota; Eurotiomycetes; Eurotiales; Aspergillaceae
Product: NAD(P)/FAD-dependent oxidoreductase
Exons: 1
Coding region: 1-1125 (374 amino acids)
Cellular component (GO): cytoplasm
Molecular function (GO): oxidoreductase activity
Source: RefSeq, a predicted model, not a curated record